AGUUAAAAGAUUUGUUCAAACACACCGAUUCGCUCCCUGAAAGGAUUAAUUCAAAACUCUUUCACGAAAGAAAAGCCACUACAGCUUUGAGCUGAUUCAGGUGGAGACGUGUUUUAACACAUUCUGGCUUGUUCCCCUCAUUCCAAGUCAAGGUAGAGCUCAAACAGUGAUCUCUGCUAGAUUAUUCAUUAUGUUCUAAUAUGAACUAUCCCAGCACGGAUUUGAGCUGCCUUUCUCUUUAAUUCUGCUGGAUACUUUAUUGCGGAGCCCCCACAAAAUGUUGGAGGGCGGGCCGCGCAGCAGCAGCGCAGUGAGUUGUCAAAAUCUGUUGUGGUGGUGACGCCGAGGGUCUACAACGCCCACUGAAGUAAAUUGAUGUGAAGUUUGUCUCGCGAGGGAUUAUAUGGGCUUUUUAUUAUCGUCAGCGUUGCGAUUGUUAACGUCUUUUGAAUUGAGCUGAACGAUAAUGCAGCGAUUUCUCUUACUGCAACUUCGCGCGGCGGACAGGCACAAGGGCGCGGGCAGUGCAUAGUUAUCCAAUGCGCAAGUGUCAUUCUGUUAGAUUAUCCCAAACAACUGCGUCUCCAACUGCACUGGGAUGCCUCUUAUAAGCCUGGACGACGAUGAUCAGAGAUGGGUCCCGACGCAUGUCAACGUGACCGUCCUUCGCGCAAGGGGUCUGCGGACGAAGGGCAAGCAAGGCAGCCGCUAUGUUUACACUAUCAUCCAGGUCGGCAAGGAGAAGUACACCACCGGCCUGGUGGAGAAGGCUGAGGAGCCGCAGUGGAACGAGGAGUGCUCGUUUGAGCUGCCGCCCGGGCUCCUGGAGGCGGGUGGGACGAGCGCGUACCCGCCCGGGAGCAGCAACCUGGUGCUCACCGUGAUGCAUAGAGUUCUGAUCGGGUUGGACGUGUUUCUCGGUCAAAUUAUUGUCCCACUCGACAAAGUUUUCCAGGAAGGAAUGUGUCCUAGAAAUGAGUGGCUCAAGCUGCACUCCAAGGCUGGUCGAAAGGAGAAGGAGCGGGGAGAGCUGCAGGUCAACAUCCAGUUCACCCGCAACAACAUGACCGCUAGUAUGUAUGAUUUGACCAUAACGGACAAGCCUCGUUCUGCAUUUGGGAAACUGAAGGACCGCGUCACAGGAAGAAAGCGGGGAGACGUGGAGUCCUCCUCUGCCAUUUUGCCUGGCCGCUAUGCCGCCCUAUCAGGGUCUGUAGGUCCUCCGUUUGCCGGAGAUGGUGGACCCGAUGAGCCAGGCGAGGAAGAGGUGGUCGAUGAACACCGGAGCAAGGUGAAAGACUUCUUCCUUAAAGGGAAACUACGCAAGAAUUCAGACACACGGUCCUGUUCAUCAUUGGCUUCGGACAGUAGCAUGGCAUCGUCUGCUGGGGAACCAUUCGUCCCAGUAGAGCUGUCCAGAACGCCUGUCUACAGCAGCAGAGUGUUGGAGCCCUUCCGAAUGGACACUGAAGGAGGGAUCAAAGUGAUGACCCAUAAGCGUGCACACAGCGACGAAGCCAGUAAGAUCACAGGUGUUCCUCAUCUUAGCCCUGCCGUGGAAAACCUAAAAGGUCAGAACACGGCGCUCUCCAAAUCAACCCUCUGCAUCAACGGUAGCCAUAUCUACUCAUCCGAGCCUGUCAGCCCCAAGAGUCCAAGCACUAACCCGGCCAAGCGCUCCCUGCUGGAGAAAUGCGCACCCCUUUCUCGCUCUCUCCAGAACCUGACCCGACGUGGCGAGGACUCACAGAAGAGCGAUGGUAGACGCUGGUCCAUUGAAAAGAGCAAGAAGGAGGAUGGGGAGAUGGAUGGAGCUCAAAGUCAGACCCAAGGGGCUGCCACUCCAGAGGGAAAGACAGUGCAGGCCGCUGGACCUGUGGAAGUGGUGGAUAAAGGGAAAAAGCUGAGGAAAACUCUUUUUUCUAGUGGGAGGAGUGACUCUCUCCCAGCCAAGCCGGAGCAGAGCCAGGUUUCUGCUCCGCUUGAGGGCAGACGCAGAGGAUGGUUUGGCUCAGGUGACUCACAGAACAAGCCAAGGCUGGGAGUCUCUCCUAAGGUAGAGAGCAGCUCAGACACCCCCUGUCAGAUCCCUUGCUCACCCAGUCAGCCCCCAUGCUCUCUUCCACUCAGUUGCACUACUGGCUCGGUGUCUCCCCCUAGUGGCAAUCACACCAACCCAUUCACCCACUCUUCCCCAACACCCCCUUCCAUCUCUCCCUCCAACCCGUUCCUCACACGACUACAGCAAAAUCCUUUUUUUGAGGAUCUUAUAGCUGAGGAAGCACUGAAGUCUCCAACUGCUGGUUACUGUUCUCUCAAUUCCAGUCUUUAUCAUUAUCCAGUCGGAUCCGGUCCCCUCCGUAAUGGAAUGCCGAACAAAAUGUCCGCAAUAAAGCGGGAUAGACCCAGGAGUAUGUCCAGGCAGAGGUCUCUUCCGACCAUUAUGCCUGAGACCCCAGAAGCAAACUCAAAUAAUAAUCCGAACCACUCUCUGUCUGAGAGGGCUGGGGAAUGGGAUGAUUUUGAGGAAUUUGCCACCAGCCGUCUCAAAUCGCCAAAUGGGACUCCAACUAGACCUCCGUCAGCACCGUUUCUUUCACAGGUACCAAAUACAAACCAGAUGAUGUUUGUAAAUGAUAAAGCAAUUGGUUUAAGAGUUGAUGAAGUUGAUAUGGGUAUUUCAAAGCCAUGGGAUCUGCCUCCUCUACCACCACGUAGACCCAUGAGGACCCAAGUGAUCACCACGGACAGCUGGUUGGAUAGAGCCCAGGAGCUGGCUGUGCAGAAAGAGGCCUGCUUUCUCUCCCAGACUGAUUUUGCCUCCCUUCAGCAUGUGAGAGACGGAGACUUGAAGAGGAACUCUCAAGUUUUAUGUUCAGAUAAAGAGUUGCAUCACAUUUCUUCAGUAGGGCAUUACAAGAUGGAAGCAGAGUUGCACAGUGGUAUCAAACUGAACCAGUUCAUGGCUGGGGAAGCAACAGGGCAAGAUUUCCCUACAAACAACAGUGCUGACGCUUCUCCAAAUGGUUUUGGUGAAGAUGCACUUGGAAGCUCUGAAUGCGAGAACACGGUACCUGAAACGCUGUGUUUUCCGUCUGAUUGGGAAACCACAGUGGCCGAAUCACUUUGCAGUUCACCUCAGGCCCAACCCAAACACGAUUCAGAAUUGUCCUGUGAAGUAAAGGUCUCGAAUGAGCAACAACAAAAGACUAAAACCAAUGACAUGGGUUUGUUGACCCUCUCCCCUAGAGAUUCAAACAAUAAUACAGAUAUUACUUCAGAGUUUGCUUUCAUUGAUUCUGAAAGUUCACCGUCGGAGUUGCAACCACCUUUUGAAAUGAAUAAAGAAGAUAAAGCAUCCAAAGAUUGUUCACAUUUGCACUCUGGGAACGAUUCCUUACUUCCCAGGUGCUCACCAGGCUUACCUGAGGAUAUAUUGUGCAGAAUGACAUCAGAGUUGGAGAUGUUUUCACCAAAGAACACCCAUAAUGAUAUCGCAUCACAUUUGUCUAACUCACAAAACCAUAACCAUUGCUCAUCACCUUUUGAGAGAUCUUGUGAAGGACUGGAAGGACAAAAUGUCAACCCUUGUGAACACCAAAACACUGCUUCAACGUUUAACUGUGACUCUCACGACGUGGCUGACGUUCUCCUCAGAGAAGAAAUCACUGUGAUCACUCAAACAUGCUCAAGCAAUGACAACACUGUGACAACUCAAAUCAAACCAGAGAUGGUGAAAGACAGUUCUGUCUUGCUCACUACGCAUGAUGAUGAGGAGCUUAAUGUUCGUUUAACAGACGGUAACCUAAACUCUGAAGUCUGCUUCUCAAAGAACAGUGAGGUCAAGGGAUCUUGUUCGACACUGGAUGAACAAAUCAGCUUUGAGGACUUGCAUGCUAGAGUAGCUCCAAGAAACUCCAGAAGCCCCUUUUCAACAGAAGUCAGAUCAGCCCGCAUCAGACCACGCUCAACCACAAGCUCACCCAAAACUGUUUUCGGUGCCAGCUCGCUCCCAGGCUCUCAUAACCCUGCAUCAGACCUCAUUUUGCAUGAUUUUUCCCCUUCACCCACCCCAUUAGCUGGUACUAAUUCCUGUCUCCGCCUUGACCCUUCCUAUCUGGCAAAUCCCCCAAACGAGAUGCCCAGCAUGGGUUCCACAUGCUCCUCCACAGCCCAGUCCCACGUUGAUGCACCGCUCUCCCUCUCACCUGAGGAGACACAGCCAGCAAACGUCCUCCUGCCCCAUGAGGAGAGCAGCCCUCACCCAGUGAAGCCCUUGACCAACACGGUUGUGCAGGGAGAGAAGAAACCUGAAAGCCGCUCAGUUCUGGAAAAACUCAAGUCCACCAUCAACCCUGGAAAAUCUGCGCCACCAACCACUGCUGAGGAUGAGACAAACCAGUUGACUCUGAUGGAGGCCCGGGCUCAGUAUCAGAACAUGACCAACAUGGAGCUGAUAUCUCUGCUGCUUCAGCAGGAAAUGGACGUCAAGAAGCAGCGAGCUGAAACCGAGGUGCAGGUGGCGUUAUUGGAGAAACGUGAGGCCGAACUGAAGAAGAUGAGGGUUCAGGUCAGAGACCUGGAGGACUACAUUGACAAACUGCUGGUGCGCAUCAUGGAACAGACGCCCACCUUGCUGCAGGUACGCGCAAGACCGAAAUGACUACAGUGACCCGCUCCGUCCGUCCUGAAAACACUAUUCAUCUAAAGCCAUUUGUGAUGCUCCAUUAAAUUUCAAAACUGCCAGAUUCACAUAGACACGAUAAAGCUUUGCAUGCUUUUUACUGGACUUCCAAAUCCACAGUCAAUGAAGCUUAGCAUACUACUAGUUAUUAUAUGAGCACAAGGCAGUGGUUAAAAGUUAAAAAAAAGGAUCUGCAUUUAGAUUGAUUUUGUUAAUCUCAUGUAGAUGUAAAUAUUCAUAAAAUCUACACAAAUAUGUCUUCCUGUUCAUGAAUAUGAUAAUUUUCAUAAUAGGGAAUAAGAGGAUCUAAGAUCUUGACGCAUCAGUGUACCAAAAUGUUAAACAUAAAAAAUAUCUUACAAAAAUCCACAAAUGCAAGUAAAAAAACCACUGCCUAUAAUAACCGACUUCUUUAAAUGUCACUUUAACACUCUUCUUUCCUCAGAAUUGGAAGUAAAAUAGAAUAACAAUAAAAUAAUAUUAAAAAAAAAAACUGAACUACUUAUCUACCUUUCAAUCCUCCAAACGUGUCCAAAUCUCAAGAAAAUAUUGUUUAUUGACUACACGUUGUAUUAAAACGAAUGUUACACUGUUCAGUAUGAAUCCAGAGAUUUAAAAACAUUAGUAAUAUUUAAUACAUGUGUAGCCUAAUACACCUUGUGUCUAAGUUGAUGUAAAAUAUUGCUUUCAAAAAUAUUCUGUACAUGUAAAUAAAUAUCUUACUUCUUGAUAGCUUUAAAAGCACCUUAAUGCGCAUUAUGCAAAACCGUUGUGCUUGAGCCAGUCAGCUUUGCCACAUUGAAGCCACUGAUAUCAGUGCAUGCUCACUUCCAUCAAGCACUCGCACAAAAGCAGAGAUUGUUUCUGCAUCAUGUAAGCUAUGCAAUAAUACAACCUGCUAAACCGUAGCUUAAGUUAAUAUAUGCUACAUAAAAUAUAUUCAUGAAGCCUUAGCUCUGCUGAAUACUUAGAUCAUUGCUCAUGUAGCAAAUUUAGUGAUAUGCAAAUGCCUAAGCUUUCUAAACCACAAAAACAAUGUUUAUUUUUAAGGCAAAAAUGUGUUGGCAUACUGCAUUGUAACUUCACUGUGCUUUUUUUUUUCUGAUAUUCAUUCCGAUGGUGUCUUAUACCAUUGUUUUUGUUCUGUUUUAAAGGUUACAGUGUGUGAUUUUUAUUUAGUAUUCAGUGUUUUCUUUUGUUGAUGUCUCCUCAUUUAUUCUUCUGAUGAAAAAUGAUAGGAGAUUCUGUCACACAAGAUCUCAGUAUUGGACUUAAAGAAAGUACAGGGUUGCAGUUAAUUUUGUUGACUCACUGCAUUAAAAGUUGUAUUUGUAACAAUGCAUCCUAAAAUGAAACCUUUUUAGUUGUAGUUACAAAGCCCUCAGUGUUCCCCCAUGUGUUCAAGGAAAGAGUCAUGCAGCACUGUGAUUCUAGAUUGUUGUUGAUUCAUUUUGCUUUUUAAUCACCAUUUUGCAAUGUGCCUCUGGAUUUAUUUACAACAUACAUUCAUAUUUGUAUUUUCUUAUUUUGUUUUAUUUAUUGCUAAUUAUUUCAAACAGCUUCAUUUUCAAAGUUAUUUGAAAAUAAAGUUAUAAAAUCA
Molecule: messenger RNA, 6284 nt
Organism: Ctenopharyngodon idella (grass carp)
Lineage: Eukaryota; Metazoa; Chordata; Actinopteri; Cypriniformes; Xenocyprididae
Gene: rab11fip5b
Product: rab11 family-interacting protein 5
Exons: 6
Coding region: 599-4663 (1354 amino acids)
Biological process (GO): regulated exocytosis
Cellular component (GO): early endosome; secretory granule; mitochondrion
Molecular function (GO): small GTPase binding
Source: RefSeq, a predicted model, not a curated record